UGUGACCAUCAUGAGCAGAGGCCGUUGCAUUGGGCUGAUAGCAGCCUCCUGGGUGGGAGGCUUUGCCCACUCCAUAGUACAGAUUUCUCUCUUGCUGACACUUCCAUUCUGUGGACCCAAUGUCCUUGACACUUUCUACUGUGAUGUCCCCCAGGUCAUCAAACUUGCCUGCACAGACAUCUUUGUACUUGAGCUGCUGAUGAUUUCCAAUAAUGGCCUGGUUGCUACUCUGUGGUUUGUGUUGUUGGUGGUGUCAUAUACAAUCAUUCUGAUGAUGCUUAGGUCUCAGUCAGGAGAGGGCAGGAAGAAAGCCAUCUCCACCUGCACCUCCCACAUCACUGUGGUCACCCUGCACUUUGUGCCCUGCAUCUAUGUCUAUGCCAGACCCUUCACUGCCCUCCCCACAGAUAAAGCCAUCUCUGUCACCUUCACAGUCAUCUCCCCUCUGCUAAAUCCCUUGAUCUAUACUCUGAGGAACCAAGAGAUGAAGUCAGCCAUGAGGAGACUCAGGAAAAGACUUGGACCUUCUGAUAGAGAAGAGCAAUAGCUCUUCCCCAUCACAACAUUUUCAAACAUUUGCGUGUAAAAUAAGCUUUAUUCUCUAUACUUGUUUGUCAUUUUUCUUCCCACUGUGGCAUAAAACAGCUCAAAAGAUAUCAAAUUAAUAGUUUUAUUUCUCCCAUGUGUUUUCAGUAUGUAAAAUAUUGUCUCACAAAAUCACCAAGUCAAUCUCAAAAUAUAAAGAAAUAGAUACAUGAAUUAGAUCAUUCCAUACUGUAA
Messenger RNA from Grammomys surdaster, 780 nucleotides. Its product is annotated as olfactory receptor 4D11-like. Lineage: Eukaryota; Metazoa; Chordata; Mammalia; Rodentia; Muridae. Gene Ontology annotation, cellular component: membrane. Bases 11 to 547 code for a protein of 178 amino acids. The transcript has a single exon. The record is from RefSeq and is a predicted model, not a curated record. Gene Ontology annotation, molecular function: olfactory receptor activity. Gene Ontology annotation, biological process: G protein-coupled receptor signaling pathway.